GCUGUCUGCGGAGAUUUCCAAACGAUCUGCUGCGUCCCUGCAGAGCUGCAGGUCUUUCCAUGUGGUUAGUAAAGCUGUGGCCAGCGGACCGCAGCAGGAGAAUCGUAGCAGCAGACUGCUAACCUGCUUCACCAGCUUUCCAUGUAAACAACUCUGAAAUGAUGUGAUACUUUUUUGUUUUGUAGUCACUGUGCUUUUUUCUCACCAUGACGCAGCCGGCAGAGAAAGCGUAUUAUCGCUUUGUGGUGCUGUUCUUCAACUGUCUGCUGACAUUCGGCUCCUACUUCUGCUUUGACAUCCCCAGUGUUUUGCAGGAUCAGUUCCAAGGGAACCUGACAUGUCCCAAUUCCACCGUGAUCAAUGGGACAGUGGACUGUGUGGAGGGACUGGGGAUGAGUCCUCAGCAGUAUAAUCUGCUUUAUGCAAUAUAUGCUUGGACGAAUGCAGUCGUGGUUGUCCUUGCUGGUUUCCUGAUUGACAAAUUAGGAAAUCGCUUCGGAGUGUUUCUCUUCUCCUUCCUGUGUGUUCUGGGCUCGUCGCUGUUUGCACUGGGCUCUCACUUUAAAGGAACUCCCUACCUGCUGCCGCUCAUGCUCACAGGCCGAUUACUGUUUGGAUCGGGCAACGGAUCUUUGACCAUUGUUCAGAACCGCAUCACAGCCUUCUGGUUCAAAGGGAAGGAGCUGGCCUUGGCUUUCGGUGUGACCCUGGCAUUCUCUCGUCUGGGGUCGGUCCUGAACUUCUUCUUCACCCAGAAGUUUGAGGAAAAAUAUGGCAUGCAGUGGACCCUCUGGGGUGGUGCUAUAUUAUGUGUGCUUGGCUUCGCAUCCGCCAUUCUCGUCAGCACGAUGGACAAGAUCGGAAUGAAACAGCUCGGUCUUGAUGGAGCCAUUCAAGAGGAGUCCCGCAAAGUGAGAAUUCAGGAUGUGAAGCUCCUCUCGCUGAGAUACUGGCUGCUGGUUCUCACCAUCAUGUUCUUCUACAAUGGCAUCUUCCCGUUCAUCGCAGAUGCUAGUAAGUUCAUUCAGGAUAAGUACAGUGGCUACAGUCAGAAGGAGGCGGCGUACAUUGCCGGGGCGGUUUACGACAGCUCACUGAUCCUCUCGGCCAGCGUGGGCAUUCUCAUAGAUUUUGUGGGUCUGAGGGGCAUAUUUGCUCUGGCCUGUGCCGUCCUCACGCUGCCCGUGUUCGGGCUCCUCGCCUUCACAUUUGUACCGCCUCUCGUCUCCACCAUAUGGCUCGGAAUCACCUACUCUUUCGCAGCAGCGAGCAUGUGGCCGUCCAUCCCCCUCGUGGUUCCUCAGGCGACUCUGGGGACGGCCAUGGGUAUGGCCACCUCCAUACAGAUGAUUGGGAUCGGGGUGUCAAAUCUGGUGGUCGGGCAGAUUUUGGGUACCAAGUCCAGUGAAACCAAGAUUCCAUUGUGGCGUUGGCAGAGGAUGAUGAUCUUUAUGUUAGCCAACACGGUCAGCUGCAUCGUCACCUCAGUGCUGCUUAAUGUUGUCGACCGCAGACAGGGCGGGACCCUGAACAAGACGACCAAGAGGUCAGAGGCAGCAGAGAGAGACUCGGACAGAGAGCCGCUCAACCAGGCAGAGGAGGAGGAGGAGGAGGAAGACGAGGAGGAAGAGGAGGCGGUCAGAUCUCAUUCUAUCAACUCCUGAGCUUUUCAACAGUUUUCUCUUUCUCUUGAUAUAUUUUUGUAUGUACUAGUUUUUAUUUUGAUCAUGGACUUGAUGAAUUACCUCAUCUUACUACAGUGUAUGAUAAAGCAGUACAUUGACUCAGAAUGAUUCAUGGUUAUUAACAGUCAACUAGGUCAGGGUUCGACAUUAUAACUGGCCCGGAUGAAUGAUUGACAGAGUCAGAGUCGGGCCAGCUGAUUGCACGUUCAGCUGACCAGCUCGGGUCAGUUCAAAUACUGCCUGAAAAAAAAAAUAGACAGUAACACGUUCUCAAUUUCACAGCGCUAUCCUGUCAUGCCGGUGUUUUGUCAGUAAUUAUUUUUAAACGUUGUGCUAAUAACUGCUACAGCAUCAACGUAUCAUAAGCGCUCGUGCGUGCGCAGGUGUGUCACAGUUAAAAGGCAACCGAGGUUUCACUGCUCUCACUCCCGCUCGCUACUCUCGAAUUGAACACUCGCACACAGAUUUUAGCGCAGGUUUUCUCUGAUAAAAAAACAUGUUUUAAAACCAUCAGAGCCCGACAAAAGCCGAGCUAAAAUCAGCAUUCAAAGGAAACAAAUCACCGGAAGAGUGGAGAGUGACAGCAGGGCAUGACGAAAACAGAAGGGAGAAAAGUUUGAGCCACAGUGACAGACAGCUGGAGGAGCUGGAACACGUUAAAGUUAAAGACUAUCCUGGUAAAGAUUAAAGGUAUUCACAAAGCAUCUUAGCCCUGAAGAGAGCUCCUAAAGUAAAGAUCUAAGGAUGAAGAGUUUCUCACAGAGAAGAAAGAAGGAGAGAUUCCAGAUCUAUCACAGCCUCAUAUUAAUAUCAGAUUAAAUAGACUCUUACAGUUACCAGCAUGGUGAAUAAACAUGAGCACAUAAAUAUAAGAAAAAUACACAAUAUUUUUAUAAUUAGAGCUCAAUUAAUUAAAUAAAAGUUGUAAUUGACUUUUGCAUCAGAAUGGUUCAAGAGUAAAUUGGUGACUGUUAUUCUUCAAAUCAAAAGUAAUGUUCCUGGGCCAGCGGUUACUGCUACAUAUAUUCACUUUUUGAAGUAUUACAUAAGACAGACAGUAGUGACAGAAACAUGGUAUCAGAACAUAGACAGCCAAACAUAAAUCUUUUUAUGUCAUGUAAAGAAAAUGUCACAAAUAUGUCAGGUCUGUGUGAAUAUACUGUAAUUGUCUUUUAUGGUUCUAACGGUUAGAACCAUAAAAGACAAUGGGCAAACUACGGCCCGUUGGGCUUUUUAAUCCGGCCCGCCGAACUUGUCCAAAUUAUAUUAUUAUUAAAUUAAAUUUUAUUAUAAUUAAACCUUGUUCGUUUUCCCCUGUAAUGCCCGCGUUUCCCCAAUAGAUGGCGCACUUCAGAGUGUGGUGUAUUAUUCACUUUGCCCUAUGAACCCGUAUGAGCCCUUCUGUAAAGAUGAGCGGAUCAAAGAAAAGUGGACAGUGAAUGCUGAGUGUUUAAUACGGAGUGGACAACUAAAUAUUUUUUCACUGAAGUCCGAUCAAAGGCUGUAUGCCUGAUAUGCCAAGAAACUGUCGCAGUUUUCAAAGAGUACAGUAUCAGCCGUCACUUUGCUACGAAGCAUGCUAACUACGCUAGCAAGCAGUCCCCGCAAGAACUGGCGGCUGCGGCUCAGAGGUUGAAGGAUAAUUUACAGACUCAGCAACAUUUUUUUCACCAACAAACUGCGAUUCAAGAGUCAACUACCAAGGCAAGUUUUUAGCUGGCAUUCAAAUUAGCAAAGGCUAGCAAGCCUUUCUCCGAAGGCGAGUUUUUAAAAGAAUGCAUGGUAGAGACAGCAGGUCUCUUGUGUCCGGAGAGCCAAGGCCAGUUUGAAAUAAUCAGUUCAUCACACAGGACUGUGACUCACUGUGUGGAACUGAUUGACGAAGAUAUAGCCAGAGAAUUAAACAAAAAGGCUGAGUCCUUUAAGUUAUAUUCACUAGCGCUGGAUGAAAGUAAUGACAUGAAAGACACUGCUCAGUUCCUCAUUUUUAUCCGAGGGAUUAAUGACAGUUUUGAGAUAACGGAGGAGUUUUUGACCAUGGAGUCCCUGAAAGGAAAAACGCGAGGAGAGGACUUGUAUAACCAGGUGUCUGCUGUCAUCGAGAGAAUGAAGCUACCUUGGAGUAAACUUGCCAAUGUCACAACGGAUGGAUCACCAAAUUUAACUGGAAAACAUGUUGGGCUGCUGAAAAGAAUCCAGGAUAAAGUGAAAGAGGAAAACCCUGACCAGGAUGUUAUUUUCCUUCACUGCAUCAUCCAUCAGGAAUCUCUGUGUAAGUCUGUAUUGCAGCUUAAUCAUGUCGUGAAUCCAGUUGUAAAACUUGUUAACUUGAUACGAGCAAGGGGACUUCAGCAUCGUCAGUUUAUUAUGUUCCUGGAGGAAACUGAUGCGGAUCAUCAGGACUUACUGUACCACUCUCGUGUCCGCUGGUUAAGUUUGGGCAAAGUGUUUCAACGAGUGUGGGAGCUGAAAGAGGAGAUCAGUGCAUUUUUGGAGUUAAUGGGGAAAUCCGACGAAUUUCUUGAGCUAAGCGACAAGAACUGGCUUUGUGACUUUGCAUUUGCUGUGGACAUAUUUUCACACAUGAAUGAGUGUAAUUAAAUGAAUGCAUUUGGAAAUCAAUUUGUACAAUGAGCCUUGCAUAUUCAUGCUUUGCUACCUGUUAAAGGCCAAAUCCUUUCAUGUAAUGGCUUUUACAUGUCAUUUAUAUUAGUUCACACAAACACUCCAUCCAUCUGUUCCUGGCCCGGCCCCUCUGUCAAAUUUUAGAACCCAUUGUGGCCCGCGAUUCAAAAAGUUUGCCCACCCCUGAUCUAACCCAACACAGUGAAUUGUUUGUAUGUUUUGUCUUUGUGUUUUUGGAUAUCGCUUCUUGUUUUGAAAAAAGGGAUUUUUGAUCUAUUUCAUAUCACAGAAAAGCAAAAAUAAAAUCAUAUUACCUGUUUCCA
Messenger RNA from Labrus mixtus (cuckoo wrasse), 4633 nucleotides. RefSeq names its product major facilitator superfamily domain containing 1-like (gene mfsd1l). Lineage: Eukaryota; Metazoa; Chordata; Actinopteri; Labriformes; Labridae. Gene Ontology annotation, molecular function: transmembrane transporter activity. The record is from RefSeq and is a predicted model, not a curated record. The transcript has 13 exons. Gene Ontology annotation, biological process: transmembrane transport. Bases 207 to 1664 code for a protein of 485 amino acids.